AUAAUUUCAAUUUUGGGAUAAUCAUCAGAACCUUCAACGAGUCAUUGUCGUUGAAGAAUUGAAGAUGACAAGUCCGAGAAUCGUUAUCCAUGCGGACUUGAAAAAUUAUCCUUAGGAGAUUUUUCCUGACCUAUCCUCGCGUCGCGCCUUCUUGUCUUCUCUCUCAAUCCAGCAUAUUCCUACGCAAAUCCCUUAUCGUUUUCAUGUUUGUCCUGGUUUAAAUCUUCAAUCUCCUACCCGGUCUUUUCAUCCUCCGAUGGCAUUCCUUGUUCGUUCGCCGGAGAUACCCACCGUCUCGGCGAGAAUCUUCUCCGAUGCGAAUUCGAGUGUUAUUAGUCAUGUGUUUAUGAGGAGGAAGGCUACGGUUUCGGCGAUUGACGCCAGAGAUUUGCCUGGUGUUAAGAAUCCGAAAUCGAGAUUGUACUGGCAAUUCUCAGCUCCGGUGAAAGAAGACUACAAGAUUAGCAGAGAGGAGGAAGAAGAAGAAGAAGAAGAUAAGCAGAGUUACUACGUGAAUAUGGGUCACGCCGUUCGUAGUAUCAGAGAAGAGUUUCCUUUGUUGUUCUACAAAGAGCUUAAUUUUGACAUUUACAGGGAUGAUAUUGUUUUCAAAGACCCUAUGAACACUUUCAUGGGAAUUGAUAACUACAAAUCCAUAUUUGGGGCCUUACGUUUCCAUGGAAGGAUCUUCUUCAGAGCACUAUGUGUGGACAUUGUUAGUGUUUGGCAACCCACAGAGAACACUCUGAUGAUACGAUGGACUGUUCAUGGAAUUCCUCGUGGUCCGUGGGAGACUCGUGGUCGAUUCGAUGGUACUUCUGAGUAUAAAUUCGAUAAGAAUGGCAAGAUUUAUGAGCAUAAAGUCGAUAACAUAGCCAUUAAUUCGCCUCCAAAGUUUCAAAUGCUCACUGUUCAAGAGCUUGUUGAAGCCAUUAGCUGCCCUUCGACUCCCAAGCCGACCUACUUUGAGUUCGGAGAUUGAUUCAUCAUCAUCGUCUGAAACAUCAUGCUGGUGUUAUGUAUACUAGUAGUCUUUUGUGUGGUUAUAAAUAGAGUGGUACUGUAAUAUAGAUGAAGAAGGAACGAUUUAAAAUAAACCCAAUAGCAUGAAUACAUUACACGCUUUUUUUGCGUAUAAUAAUCAAUAAAACGCCUAUAUGUACAUAAAUUUGUAAAAUAACAGUAUAGCAUCAUGAUACAUAAAUAUGUUGACUUUGAUUACUAUUAUAUUUUGAUUCAAAAAUAUUGACAAGUCACUGCAACUCCAUGAGGCACCGAAACUAGUAAGCCUGGUUGUGGAACUUGGUCCACGAAGUCGUGUUGACGGUAGAUGUCAAAAAGAGUUGACAAGGCAGUUAAGCAAGG
This is a messenger RNA of Arabidopsis thaliana (thale cress), 1365 nucleotides long. RefSeq names its product DUF2358 family protein (DUF2358). The record is from RefSeq and is marked reviewed. Lineage: Eukaryota; Viridiplantae; Streptophyta; Magnoliopsida; Brassicales; Brassicaceae. Bases 257 to 982 code for a protein of 241 amino acids. The transcript has 2 exons.